ACUCAAGCCCAUCUUCGAGCAGUUCGGCAAGAUCUACGAGCUGACUGUGAUCAAGGACAAGUACACAGGCGUGCACAAAGGAUGUGCCUUUCUGACGUAUUGUGCACGAGAGUCAGCCGUUAAAGCACAAAGUGCUCUUCAUGAACAGAAAACCCUGCCAGGGAUGAACCGGCCCAUUCAAGUGAAGCCUGCAGUGAGGGGAGAGGAGGGUGCCUCCUCCAGUCUGGUGGUGAAGUUUGCAGACACAGAAAAAGAGCGCGGGAUGCGGCGCAUGAAUCAGGUGGCCUCGCAGCUCAGCAUCUUCAGUCCGGUGAUGCUCAACUUUAAUGCAUAUAAUGACUACACACAAGCAGUACAAACACUCCGCCCACUAUUGCAGCCACUCCCAUCUCAGCUCUGCCUCCACCAAUAGGAGUGAACGGCUAUAGUCCUAUACCGGCAAAAACCAAUGGGCUGCCAGCUUCAGAAAUCUACACUAAUGGUGUUCAUCCAUAUCAAGCUGCCUAUCCGACCGCAUAUGGAUUGAUCAGCCAGCCGUACAUACAGCAACCCACCCCGGUUUCCCAGCAACAACUGCAGCAG
This is a messenger RNA of Carassius auratus (goldfish), 582 nucleotides long. RefSeq names its product CUGBP Elav-like family member 3-B. The record is from RefSeq and is a predicted model, not a curated record. The transcript has 6 exons. NCBI's taxonomy places the organism in Eukaryota, Metazoa, Chordata, Actinopteri, Cypriniformes, Cyprinidae. Bases 164 to 412 code for a protein of 82 amino acids.